Sesamum indicum (sesame) is the source of this 1788-nucleotide messenger RNA. RefSeq names its product proline transporter 2. NCBI's taxonomy places the organism in Eukaryota, Viridiplantae, Streptophyta, Magnoliopsida, Lamiales, Pedaliaceae. The record is from RefSeq and is a predicted model, not a curated record.
GACGCCGAACCAAUCCCAACCUCAUAUAACCAUAUUUAUGGAAGAUCGCGCCAAACUGUAUUAGCAAGAGGGCCCCAUUAUACCCUCUCCUGCUCUCUGGAAAAAGGCAGGCACACCUACCACUGUGUGUUCAAAGAAAUAUCUGAAGUUUACUCUACAUGAUUUAAUACUCUGCUCAGCGAGUUCAAUGGUGUUUUCAUGGUGUUUCACCUGUAAACACAAUCUGGGUUGGGAAGAGGAGGCAAGAUCGGUGCUUUUGGGGAGAGGGGAAGAAGGGGUGCCGGAAGCGGGAAGCCCAGAAGUAAACCAUGUUGCAGGGACCUCUUGCUCUGAGUCUGGUGAAAGGGUCUGUUCUGAUGAUCAUUUGUUCGUUGAAAUUCCAGACACUGCCCAUCAAAUUAGCCAAGACUCAUGGUUUCAAGUCGGAUUUGUUCUUACCACGGGGAUAAACAGUGCCUAUGUAUUGGGAUAUUCUGGGGCCAUCAUGGUUCCAUUGGGUUGGAUUGGCGGUGUUGCUGUGGGAUAUUCUGGGGCCAUCAUGGUUCCAUUGGGUUGGAUUGGCGGUGUGGUUGGACUAAUUUUAGCAACCGCCAUAUCUUUGUAUGCAAAUGCCUUAGUUGCCAAGCUUCAUGAAUAUGGAGGAAGGAGACAUAUCAGGUAUAGAGACCUUGCAGGAUUUAUAUACGGUAGAAAAGCUUAUUCUCUUACAUGGGGACUGCAGUAUGUGAAUCUCUUCAUGAUCAAUGUUGGAUAUAUCAUUUUAGCUGGCAAUGCUCUUAAGGCUAUGUAUGUUCUUUUUCGAGAUGACAAUAUCAUGAAACUCCCACACUUCACUGCAAUAGCAGGGCUUGCAUGUGGUCUUUUUGCGGUGGCCGUACCCCAUUUAUCAGCACUGCGGGUUUGGUUGGCAUUUUCAACAUUGUUUAGUCUUGUGUACAUUGUCAUAGCAUUUGCUCUGGCCCUUAAAGAUGGCAUUGAAGCUCCUCCCAGAGAUUAUAACAUUCAUGGAACAAAAGCAAGCAGGAUUUUCACAACUAUUGGUGCAUCAGCAAAUCUUGUUUUUGCCUUCAAUACUGGAAUGCUCCCGGAAAUACAGGCAACUGUGAGACAGCCCGUUGUUGAGAACAUGAUGAAAGCUCUGUAUUUUCAGUUCACAGUUGGAGUCGUGCCAAUGUACGCAGUUACCUUUAUUGGAUACUGGGCCUAUGGCUCCAAUGCAUCAACCUACUUGCUGAACAACGUCCACGGUCCCAUUUGGUUGAAGGCAACGGCUAACAUUUCAGCUUUCUUGCAGACGAUCAUUGCUUUGCACAUCUUUGCAAGUCCAAUGUACGAGUAUUUGGACACCAAGUACGGAAUUAAAGGAAGUGCUCUAGCUCUACGCAACUUGUCUUUCAGAGUUCUAGUGAGAGGCAGUUACCUGGGAAUAACCACCUUCAUCUCAGCCUUGUUGCCGUUCUUGGGAGAUUUCAUGAGCCUCACCGGGGCUCUCAGCACCUUCCCUCUCACGUUCAUUCUUGCCAACCACAUGUAUCUGGUGGCUAAGAAACACAAGCUUACUUCGUUGCAGAAGAAUUGGCAUUGGCUUAACGUAUGCUUCUUCGGUUGCAUGUCUCUUGCGGCUGCGAUUGCCGCCUUGCGGCUGAUUGCCGUAGAUUCCAGUUUUUACCAUGUUUUUGCUGAUUUAUAACGCUCUAUUCAUUGAAGGGUUGCUACCUGUGAGCCCUCCAUUGCAUCUCAAUUGUAAUAUCCAUUUUCAUCAAGGUGCAACUGAAUUGUUAGUAUGUA